GUGUAACGUCUCGGAUUACCUAAACACUAUUUGCAGAUGUUCUGGUGAGAAGCGAAAAGCAAUGGCUGAGACUGAUCGCGUAUUGUCUAUUCAGAGUCAUGUCGUGCGGGGAUACGUUGGCAACCGCUCAGCCGUCUUUCCUUUGCAAGUUUUGGGCUUCGAAGUCGACUUCGUCAAUUCUGUUCAGCUUUGCAAUCAUACAUGGUACAAACAUAUCGCCGGCCAGGUGCUGGAGAGUGACGACUUGAGAGUGUUGAUUGAUGGGCUGAAGGCCAAUGAUCUUAUUGACUACAGUUAUCUGCUAACAGGAUAUAUUGGAUCCAAGUCAUUUCAGGAGGAGGUACUGAAGGUUGUGCAAGAACUGAAAGACCUGUGUCCAGGACUGAAAUAUGUUUGUGAUCCUGUUAUGGGAGACAACGGACAAAUGUAUGUUCCGGAGGAGCUGGCUCCUACAUACCGUGAGAAAUUUGUGGCUAUUGCCGACAUCAUCACUCCCAAUCAGUUUGAGCUAGAAAUUCUAAGUGGUAUGGCUAUUAAAACAGAACAAGAUGCACUUCAGGCUAUGAAACUUCUGCAAGAGAAAGGAGCAAAGAAUGUUGUUCUCUCCAGUGGAGAGCUUGGCCGAGAAAAGGAUAUCAUGGUUACCAUGGGGAGAUCAGAAAGCGGUGAUGUCUUUCGUAUAGAGUUUCCACGACUGGAAGCUAAUUUUGUAGGUUCAGGUGAUGUGUUUGCGGCUCUUUUGCUAGCUUGGUCAGAGAAGCAUCCCGACAAUCUUCAGCUUGCAUGUGAGAAAACAAUUUCUUCUCUUCAAGCCAUUCUCAAACGAACCUUGAGCAGUGCGGAAGCUCAGGCCAAGGGUGGAACACCUAACAUCGGUCAGUUGGAGCUUCGUCUGGUCCAGAGUAAGGCAGACAUAGAAAACCCACCGACAGGAAUUGUGAAAGCAGGACCAGUAUAUGACAGUUGAUUUUAGCUGACAUGAUGAUACCAUGCCAUUGGCUAUGAGUUGUUGAAUGGCAUUUAUAUUGUUUUCACAAAUAGAGUAUCAUCACAGUGCCAUAAACAUCACUAA
Molecule: messenger RNA, 1072 nt
Organism: Corticium candelabrum
Lineage: Eukaryota; Metazoa; Porifera; Homoscleromorpha; Homosclerophorida; Plakinidae
Product: pyridoxal kinase-like
Exons: 11
Coding region: 62-967 (301 amino acids)
Biological process (GO): pyridoxal 5'-phosphate salvage
Cellular component (GO): cytosol
Molecular function (GO): pyridoxal kinase activity
Source: RefSeq, a predicted model, not a curated record